Messenger RNA from Cladophialophora immunda, 1870 nucleotides. RefSeq lists its product as uncharacterized. The transcript has 2 exons. NCBI's taxonomy places the organism in Eukaryota, Fungi, Ascomycota, Eurotiomycetes, Chaetothyriales, Herpotrichiellaceae. The record is from RefSeq and is a predicted model, not a curated record. The coding region runs from base 177 to 611 and encodes 144 amino acids. Gene Ontology annotation, cellular component: mitochondrial inner membrane peptidase complex.
AGACUCUCUUCCUGGACCUCUUCGAGGAGGCGAGCUCCGUAUAGUUCUGCCGACAUGAUGCUGCCAUGGUACACCACCGCGAGGUGAAUCUGUUCGUCGUUCUCGAUUGAAAAAGAUGAUCCGAAGGGAUUGAUCAACAUUCUAUUAUCACAAGAAAUCCGUCUCCCUCCCAAGAAAUGGCUCCGCCCGAACAACCCUUCCCCGCCUCCGAGCUCGACCAGCACGUCCGCUCGCACACGGUCAACUACAAGGAGAAAUCCCGCAAACUGCCUCAGGACUUUGACCUCAAGCGGGAUUGCGAGUUGAUGGAGCUCGUCCAGUACAGUUGUACCACGGUCAAGCAGCAGUAUGAAAGGGCGCUUGCGAACGGGACAGGGACAGCCAGGAUGGAAUGCUUCCCCAUUGUCAGGCUGUUUAGGAAAUGCGUCAAGGGCGGGAAGGUAUUUCAUGUCGAGACGACAGCGUGGGAAGGCCAGCAUGCCUGGAAGCCACCUGCAAAUACACAGCCAACAGCGCACAUGAACGUUAACGACCAAGAAAAGGCUGCCAGAGACGACUCGCCAGGAAAUAUGUUUACGGCCUAUUGGAACUCGUUUUGGUCCAAAAAGUGAAUCCUUUGGUUCUGCCUGGGGUAUCAUAUGCAAAUCCAUCCCUUCCAAUAUGAAAGACCGACCAAACGCCAACGCUGCCAAAGCAUCAAGGGUGCUGGGAAUCAAAGCUGCAUGGUCACAUCACCUCCAUGCGGUCCUGAGCUGCUCGGCUUUUCGGAAUGAGAAUUUUUGCCCGGUGCUCGCCUCUUGACCAUCAAUUCUUCCGGCAUGCGAUACGCCUUUUCGCAAUUGACAAUCGGUCCUAGCUCAAAACCACCACGUUCCUUGGUCAGCAAGUCGCGCAGCGUUUCUUCGAAGACUGCCUCUUCCGACAAAUCGACCCCAGUCUUCCACCUCUUACGGCGAAUGAUCGUGGGAGGUUUCUGCUUGGAAGAUAUGGCCUCCGUCUCGAGCGGAUGAGCAGCAUCCAGUUUGACGGCCCCUGCAAGCUUCCGCAACGCCUGCUCACCGAGUUUCCCUUCUUGGGUUGCCAGUUCUCUCACCUUCCUACUGUCGGAUUGUCGGUCCGGGUAGACAGGUGUGUCCCGAUAGGUAUGUGCAGAAGGCAGCUCAGGCAAGCCCCUGGUUGUGAAUGAGAAUUUUUUCAGCUCUCCGUGCCCGUCCAAGCCAGGGCCGAGGAAUGAUGCUGGGAGUUCGACGACAUUGUGGAAUUCAUCUUCAGGAGGCGGUGUUGGCAACAAAGGAGGGUUAAUGGAGGGUUGGGUCUGGUAUGGGCCGAGUUGGUCGUCCGGGCGAGCGAUGUCGAGGACAUCAAUGGCGGUCUCGAAAUCGGGGGCGAUGGGACAAGUACGCCGGGCAGCGAUCAUGGAACGCCGGACCUUAGAGAGGAAUUGGAGCAUGACUGUCAAAAUAGUCAGCAUACAUGCGGCGCUGCGGCAUAGAGCAACCUACAUUCGUCCAUCGCUGCAGCCAUGGAUUCCAGCGCCACCGACUCAAUCGCUGGAUUCGAAAUGCCUUGUUUCUGCGCCUCCUCUUCACAUAUCGUCCUUAUACACAGCACUAGUAAAUCAUCGACCACCUCUUGCUCCAACAGUGCUGGUUCCGAGGUGGGCAAGGACUGAAGUUUGUGUCGCAUGACAUGGUGGUGAUGAUAUGGGAUCUUCUUCUUUGGGGAGGUGGCGAACAUUUGCUUGUACUUUCAGUGGAGUACUUUUUGAAUAUACGGCAGGGGAAGAAUGUGCUAUUUUCCGUGACCUCAGUUCUGUAUCACCUUGCCCGCGACGGACCUCGCUCUCGGGUAUGGGGGAGGCAGCGCAGGG